CAUGACCUCAGUCGCUCCUUUUGUUGUUAGAUACGAACUUUUUGUUUUGGAAGUUUUAUUUCUGUUGAGAACCUUUUUCUGUGCACAUCAAAACUUUACAAUUUACAAACUGUCCGAAGUAAUACAAUGGUCGUCCUAUCUAUCUUUCUGGCCUUUAUGGGUCAACUGGUCAGUGCUGACCAACAACAACAGCUGGCUUUGUCUUCGGCCUCGUCAGAUUUCUCUCAAAGACUUUACCAGAAAGUUGCUCUGGACCAGUCUAAUGUCAUCUACUCGCCUUACAGCAUCCAUUCGCUUUUGACAAUGACGUCACUUGGGGCAAGGGGAGACACUGCAGCUGAGAUGAAGAAUGUGCUAGGUAUUACUUCCCUUGGUGAAUCAGUUCAUUCUCUGUACAGAGAGACGAUCCAGCAGUUGAAUUCACAAUCCAACGUCCAACUUCUCACCGGAAACGCCAUCUUCAUCAAUCCUAGCUAUCCCAUAGUGCCAGAGUUCAUUCAGGAGACAGCGGAUGAAUAUUUUGCUUUAACAGACCACAUCGAUUUCUCCGCCAACGGAGGUCCAGAAAAACCAAUCAAUGAUUACGUUGAGGUCAAAACGGAACACAUGAUAAAGGAUUUACUAGAAGCAGGUACUAUAGAUAAUUUAACAGUCAUGCUGCUCGUCAACACCAUCUUUUUUAAUGGAACCUGGAACUCACCGUUCGACGAAACAAAAACAAGAAAGCAAGAUUUUCAACUGCCAGGUGGUGCGGUAAAACAGGUGGACAUGAUGAAUGGAAUCCAAAUAGAAACAAACGUAAAGACAGAUGACGUCAAUAAAUUUGACGUAGCCGAGAUAGCUUUUACAGGAAGUAGAUUUGCCAUGUACAUUGCACUGCCACAGGAAGUUGAUGGCAUCACUGACCUAGAAAUUCUGCUACAGAAACCUGGCAAGGUCGAUGAGCUGUUCACUGGUCAUGGCUCAUACAAUGUCCAAAUGGCUAUCCCCAAGUUCAAAAUUGAGACCAAAUUAGAAUUAAAAGAUGUUUUAGUUGACAUGGGAAUGGCUAAAGCCUUUUCAGAUACAUUAGCAGAUUUCGCUGGACUGACUCAAAAAGGUCAAGUCUAUAUCAGUAAAGUAAUUCACAAGGCUGUCAUUGAAGUCCAGGAGUCUGGCACAGUGGCUGCGGCAGUUACUGCGGCUGAAAUGUUUGAGAGAAGUUUACCUGUUUUCUUCAUCGCUGACCAUCCGUUCCUUUUCUUUCUGAGAGACAAAGAAACUGGACAGGUCAUCUUCCAGGGAAAAUUUUCAGGCUAAUGGUUUUAAAUGUAUUGAACUGCAUAAAAGCUAAAAAUUAAACAUUUUCAUUGAUCUAAA
Molecule: messenger RNA, 1359 nt
Organism: Biomphalaria glabrata
Lineage: Eukaryota; Metazoa; Mollusca; Gastropoda; Planorbidae
Product: serpin B6-like
Exons: 8
Coding region: 127-1299 (390 amino acids)
Molecular function (GO): serine-type endopeptidase inhibitor activity
Source: RefSeq, a predicted model, not a curated record